CCCAAACUCUCGUAGUACUAUUUUACACGAACUUAACCCAAGGUUAGCUUUGGGCUAGCUCGCUAUGCCUUGGUCUCCUUCAGCAAGCUAGACAGUUGUUUCAUUGCUGUCGUUGCUGUAAGUUUGCAGCCUGAGACUAGCAGGCCCGCUGCUGACCUUGGAGGACGCCAAACGGCGGGCAUCCGGUUUAAAGUUCGAGUAUCCUCAAACAAGUACCAACCAUUUUUUGGCACCCUCCCUCGUGUCCCCCACUCCAGCUAGAUUCCCACGAUGUCGUCUCGCCAGCGCCGUAUAUUGAUUUGUGGAAACCUUGUUUGGGCUCAUGAUGAAGCCAGACAGCUUUUUAGCGGGCUCGCAGAUAUUGUUGUUAUGGAUUCUCCAAAUCGGGGAGAUUUCCUUGCUGGGCUGAAAGGAGAAAAGUACGACGGAAUUGUGGGCAUCUACCGGCACAACACUUCAGCAGACCGCAUCGGCGUUUUUGACGAAGAGAUUAUCGAUGCACUGGCUGAAACGGGCACUAUCAAGUGGAUCGCGCAUAACGGUGCGGGUUACGAUCAGAUCGAUGUCCUUCGAUGCGCAAAAAAAGGUAUCAACGUGUCUAAUACUCCUGGCGCUGUCGAUGAUGCAACUGCCACUACGGCGUUAUACCUUGUCAUUUCUUGUCUCAGAAAUUACGCUUGGGCCGAACAAUCCCUUCGCCAGGGAAGGUUCAAAACGGGCCUCCAUCCUGGGCGGGCUCAUGAUGUUACGGGACGCACGCUGGGUAUCUUGGGCCUCGGCGGUAUUGGUCUUAGGCUUGCUCAUCUAGUACACGCAUUUCCUAUGCGCGUUGUCUAUCACUCGAGGAAUAAGUCUGCCAACGCACCAGAGUGGUGCGAGUACGUUGACAGUGUGGAAAAGCUUUGUCGAGAAAGUGAUGUUCUGAGCUUGCAUGUUCCUUUACGUGAUGAGACAGUUCAUCUGGUGGGCGAGAAGGAGAUUCGUGCGAUGAAGAAGGGCAGUAUCAUCGUGAAUACCGCGCGUGGAAAGGUCAUUGACGAGGAGGCGAUGAUUCGCGCUCUUGCAGAUGGCCAUCUCUCGUCUGUUGGUCUAGACGUAUACCCCAACGAGCCUCUCGUGAAUCCGCGUUUACUCGAAUUCCCGCAAAACGUACUCCUCCCUCACAUGGGGACAGAGAACCAGGAUUCCCAGCGCUGCAUGGAGGUUCGUGCGCUAACUAACUUGAGAGACUUCCUUCGCGAUGGCCAAGGGCAUGAUCUGGUCCCCGAGUUACGGAGUAAAUUGUGAUGGUCAAUUCUGGAAUAUUACAAUAAGAUAGUACAUGUAUAUAUUCACCUCCCUAACGACUCACCGUAGCUCGCCAUAUGCGCGCAUAUGGGCGGCAUUGGGACAGUUCCAUCAGACUCGUGGAUCUGUUCUUUUGAGGAAUUUUGCUGGAUAUGUACGUCCGGG
Messenger RNA from Suillus subalutaceus, 1452 nucleotides. Its product is annotated as D-isomer specific 2-hydroxyacid dehydrogenase. NCBI's taxonomy places the organism in Eukaryota, Fungi, Basidiomycota, Agaricomycetes, Boletales, Suillaceae. The record is from RefSeq and is a predicted model, not a curated record. Gene Ontology annotation, cellular component: cytosol. Gene Ontology annotation, molecular function: NAD binding; glyoxylate reductase (NADPH) activity; hydroxypyruvate reductase [NAD(P)H] activity. The transcript has 6 exons. The coding region runs from base 271 to 1287 and encodes 338 amino acids.